CUGCCCUGUAUGUUAUUAUAGGACGGUAUAAACCGUCAAUGCUUUUGCUUCCAAAUGAAACAAGAUGAGGUCAAGGGUUUUACUGAUAUUGGUUAGAUAUGAAUAUCCAUGAACGACCUUCAUUCGUUGUUUUAACCAUCAGACCACGUUUGCUAAGUUCUUAAGUAAACAGUGUUGAGAAGUUGUCCCAAUUCGAUGAUAUAUUAACAAGAUACAAAUCAUAUCUUGGGCUCUGUUUUUUCUGUUUGAUCGAAAUUUCAAUCUUGACAGUUUUGCUCUGUGAAUUGUGAAACCUCAACACCGACCAUAUCUUUCGAUUUCGCAACGUGAUAAAGUAAUAUUAAUUACUAUGUAAUACUGGGGAAACGUAUUGAAAUCAAUGUAAAAGACAUGCACUGACCGUACUCAAUAUUAGUUACUUAACACAAUGCACAUACAAAUCAUCCGGAACGUAAACUGUAACACCAAUGAUAAGGAAUAGUCCCGUGAGUAUGAAUAUGUUAUUAAAGACUAUAAAGACUUGUCUGUAAGUGUAAAGCUGUACGUUUGUGGAUGCUUAAUUAACCUACUUUCUCAUCUUCAAAACAAUUGACCAACUAAAGUCACCACCUUGACCCCUUGUUUUAUAUCCGGACACUUACGAAACACAUGGAUUGGACAUUGAUAUCUAUAUCAGUGGACAACAAUUAUCACAACACUGCGUACUGAACCUAUGGUGGCUGAUUUCGGCCAUAACGCGUUAUCGCAGUUGUGGUGGCGCCAACGUGACAACUCCCGCCAGGCUCAAUGCAACAGCCUCUUCCCAGCCUUCAACGACACACCCGUGGGGACGUCGACCAAAGUUCUGCUUUCUAUUCCUUUUCGUACCAGGUUGUUGGGGAGUAUGCCGGUUAUAUCUGUCUAUAACUUAACAGGAACAUAGUCAGUCUACAGCAUCAAUAGUAUUUACAGUACGGCCUUUUGUCUAGGUCGUGAACUUUGUAUUGGUAUUUAGACGGUAUAUUAACACACUAUCCUCCAAUUUAUUGUAAGUCACAAAACUAUUACAUAACCAUGCUAUCACCUUUAUCCCGUGUAUAUAGGUGAACAGAUAAAGCUCUAUACAGGUGUGACCAGGUGUUACAGCCACAGGUAUAUACUGUAUGUAAUCAUCUGGAUCCUGGCCGUCUUAAAGGGCUUUCAAGAUGACUAAGACUGUGCUGGUGGUAGGGGCCGGAGUUUCCGGAUUGGCGGCGGUCAAGCACUGUCUGGACGAAGGAAUGGAACCAAUAUGCUUCGAGAAGGAUACGGACGUCGGUGGACUGUGGAAUUAUCAUAAGUGGUCAAAAGAUGGCGACCCAAGCCUAUACAACUCCUGUAGUAUCAACACCAGUAAGGAGAUGACGUGUUACAGUGACUUUCCAAUCCCAAAGGAGUUCCCAAACUUUAUGGGGCACAAACACUUCAAAAAAUACCUCCAACUUUACGCAGACAACUUCAAUUUGAGAAAGCAUAUCAACUUCAGCCAUAGUGUAGAUAACGUUAAGAAAGCUGACGACUUCGACAAGACUGGAAGCUGGGUAACGGUAGUCAAGAAUUUAGAAUCGGGAAAGUCGCGAAAAUUGAGGACGAAUUAUGUUAUUGUGUGUAAUGGACACCUUCAUAUACCACACAUGCCAACAAUGGCCGGACUGGACAAGUUCAAGGGCAAGGUCAUGCACACCCACGACUACAAGGACUUCCGGGGGUUCGAAGGGAAGAGAAUCCUGGUGGUGGGGAUUGGUAAUUCGGGAUCGGACGUUGCCUGCGAACUGAGUCGUCAUGCCGAACACGUUUACAUGUCCAGUCGGCGCGGGACCUAUGUGAUCCAGAGAGCAGCUGACCACGGCGUUCCUUUUGACCAUCUCGCCCUCAACCGGUUUUCCAUGAAACUACCAUGGACUCUUAUGCGGCCAAUGUUCUUCCAUCGCCUAAACCGACGCUACAACCAUGCCAACUAUGGCCUCUCACCGAACAAACGCUUUGACGCAAGUGCCCUGACAAUAAGUGACGACCUUCCCAACAGGAUCUUACUCGGUACCAUCAACAUCAAGUGUAACGUGAAGGAGUUCACAACCGACGGCGCCAAAUUUGAAGAUGGUACAGAACUGAAGAACAUUGAUGUCGUCAUCCUGGCAACUGGGUUCAAUUUCGACUUUCCAAUUCUAGACGAUGACAUAAUCAAAGUUGACGGCCAUUUUCCAUACUUGUACGAGCUUGUGUUUCCUACAAAUUUAAACCCGUGCACACUUGGUGUUGUUGGCUUGGUUCAACCGUUUGGUGCGCUGCCACCGAUAUUAGAAAUGCAAGCCAGGUGUAUAACAAGAGUAUUUAGCGGGAAAUGUGAGCUACCCAGUGCCUCUCAACGACUCGAACUCGUGGAGAAACGUAAGGCUUUCAUCACACGUAACUUCAUCGACUCUCCAAGAUACAGCCUGCAGAUUUACUCAAUCCAGUACAUGGACAGACUGGCUUCAAUGAUCGGAUGUAAACCAGAUUUAUUGAAAUACUUCUUCUCUGACCCAAAACUGUGGUACAAGAUAUACUUCGGUCCAGCUACGCCUACACAGUGGCGCCUCAAUGGUCCCGGCGCAUGGAAGGGCGCAAAGCGCGCCAUUGAGACAGUGAAAGAGCAUACCUAUUUCCCGAUGAAAACGAGAAGGUCAGGCGAUGGGGAAAUGGAGGGGCUUUACGACGGCUGGAUCCAACUCUUCAAGAAAACUUGUUUUGUAGUGUUCAUUCUGCUGUUUGUAAGAUACCUGUAUGUAAAUGGAUUCGUCAAAAGUUUUGUGAAAUCUGCAUAACUGUUUUUGAUCAUGGCGACUCAAAGCAAUGGCACCGUUUGCAUCAGUUAUCAUACACGAAUGUCAUUAUUUCAGCACUAAAACUGACACGAGAUGGUCGGGUCGUUUACAUUAAUUCAAUUUCCUUCGACGAGAAGUCGCAAAGACAGGACUAUGGCGUUUUUUUCGUCACCGUAAACAUUGUGCUCAAUUAACCAACUUGAUAUAUAGUUAGACGUGAUCUAUUUCGAAUACUGACAAAAAACCAACAAAAAACAAAAAAAAAACAAAAAAAAAACCAAAAACGGUUUCCACAGAUGCACACUGCAUGUAUGUGAACCAAUGGGGGAAAGUUUCGAACUGCUCUAUUUCCAGAACAAGAAGACGUGUUAGAUGUGUGUUGCGUGUAGUGGUUCCGUUUCCACCAUCCUGGGUAUAGUAUGAUAACAAGACAUUGUCAUCCGUAAGGACUAAUGUGACUCGAUUAAGAUUUCCAUGGCGGGUGUCGUCAAAAAAGCACCUGCGGAUUAAGGAUGCCUAGAAACCGGACUGUUUUUGCUCUAAGUUAAAUAGUGAACAAAGCAGAAGGUGCAUACCGUUCGGAACACCUUGCACUAAGUUAAGCUUAUUCCAACCAAACCUGGCACAGAGUUACAUUGAGACCUUGAAAUGACCUUUAAGUUUUUAAAUACAUUUUUCGUGUUUUUCGUAACUUUUACAAAAUACACACAUCUUCUGACAUAGCGGAACAUAUAGUGAUCCCCAUGUGUUGACGGAAUCAAGCUAACAGUUGUUAUCGGUACACCUUCAUAUAACGCGUGUCAUGUUUAGACGAUAACGUCAAAUCGUGCCACAUUUUAUUAUGCAUUAAUGUAUAUAUAGCAUCAGGACGCCCUUUUCAAGCAGCCUUACAAAAUGGGUUGUUAAAUUGUUCAUAUUCUUUAUAAACAUCAUUAUCUCACAAAGUCUGGAAGGACUUUGAUAUUUAUGUUGUUCAUAUGUCAUUCGUCUGUGUUCUAUUCGGAAUACGAGGGGCAGCAGACCGAGAGGAUAACAACGAUACACCACCUCGGUCUAUACUUUCCUUUUGGAAUGGAACGAUCAUGAGGUACAUGUACAUGUUAGCCUUAGAGUUAAAGACAACACAUAGACAUGGCCCAUCUCGUCUGCGUGUUCAGAACUAUUACUCCUUUGGGGUUAAAAGUCAAUUUCGUCUGCAUUGUCAGAAAUGCUUCUCUCCUAGGGUUAAAGGUCAAUCCGGUUCGUAUGAUCAGAAAUGUUACUCUCCUAGGGUUAAAGGUCAAUCCCGUCUGUAUGGUCAGAAAUGUCAUACUCUCCUAGGGUUAAAGGUCAAUCUCGUCUGCAUGGUCAGAAAUGUUAUACUCUCCUUGGGUUAAAGGUCAAUCCGGUCCGUAUGAUCAGAAAUGUUAUACUCUCCUAGCUAUAGGGUUAAAGGUCAAUCUCGUCUGUAUGGUCAGAAAUAUUACUUUCCAAGGGUUAAAGGUCAAUCUCGUCUGUAUGGUCAGAAAUGUCACUCUCCUGGUUUUCAAUGUCAAUCAUUUAAGUCCGUCAGAAAUGUUACUUAUCUUAGGAUUAAAGAUCAAUCUCCAAUGUCUAGUCAAACCUUUAUUCUCCAAGGAGAUAAAGAUCACUUGUAUAUGCCUAGUCAGAAAUACUACAAGUGUUCUGUCCAUAUGCUAUGGUUUACCAUAAAUUGAGAGAAAAUAUCACAAUAACGAUAAAUAUCUUAAUUAUUGCUUUAUUUUAGUUUGCUACGCUACAAUAAGUAGACUUCUAAAACAAUGGACAUGCGCAUUCAUUUCGCAAUAACAUACAAAACCACAGUAAGCACUCUAAAGACACAAUAUAUCUAAUACUACAGUUUACAGGGACAAAAACUCUUCGCUGGGCUUAAAAGGAGUCACAUCUUUUGUAGUGGACAUGUACAAACCAGUCACUUUUUGUUUUGUUAGCGACCUUUAAGUUUCAUAAUAUUGUAAAAAUAAGGAAAUGCUGUUCAAUACUAUAAAAAUGAGAACAUAAUUGAACUUAGGUAAGGCAGUGGUUCGGCUGUGUAUCUGAACUCUGCCUACAAACCUACCACAUGCAACUGAGGUAGAAGCGACAACAAAAACUUGUUUACAAAAAUGAUAUUUAAGUGAGCACAAUAGACAUAAUAAACAUGGUAUAUUUUGAAACAAUAAUUUGCAUUCUUUUCAUUUCUCAAAAUGGAAGCUUUUGUGUUUGUUUUUCAAAACUUAUAAUUUCUCCAUCUGGAGCACACUUAGCAUGAAGGGGGACAACUCUUACAUUAUAACCUUUUAAAAUAAAUAAUGAAACUGGAUAAACGAAUCAAAAUGGAAUCCGAAUCUUUAUAGAACUUUAAAAUAAUUUUAAAGCUAUUGAGUUGAACCCCUUUCUUUCUCAUCAAAUGAAUAUGGCACUUAUUCCAAGCAACUGACUUAUCCACCUUGGCAAGUGGUUCUCCACUGAGCAACAGUGGCUCUCCACCUUAGCAACAGUGGCUCUCCACCUUAGCAACAGUGGCUCUCUACCUUAGCGAUAGUGGCUCUCCACUAAGCAACAGUGGCUCUCAACAGUACACGAUAUGUUACAUCAACAUAUAUAAUCUGAUAACAAAUUCUCAAAAAUACUAUAACUUUAUACACAUGUAUGGAAUGUAUUGGAGAUGGACAAAAUUUCCUCGUAGAGAUAAUAAAUAGUACACUAAUAAUAUGCCAAAACAUGUAUGGAAAGAGAGAAACUUCCUAAGGCAAAGAUAACUGUACUCUGGUCCCAGGACCGCCACAUACCAACACAAGGUUUGCAUAUACUAAACAUCAAGACAUGCGAGUUCAUGGCAUAGUUCAAUCAUUUAGCUUUCUUCAUAUUCAAAUAGCUCAGGCACCAAUUACAUAUUACAUCAAUUAGUAUUCUAAAACCAGUUCAGUGAUGUUUUUUUGUCAAUUUUAUCUUUUGGACAAAAUAAAGACCAAUAAUAUCAAUUUGUUUUCAUAAAAAUAUAAUUAUUUCAUUAUUUUACAGGUUUGGUAGUUGUCAUAAACACUUGCUUAAAAGGUUAAAACUUCUCACUAAAUCGAGUUAAAUUGUCUUAGAUGGUGUUAUUAUCCUUCAAGCCAAACAUCUGUUAGCAAACUGUCUGAUGCAGAAUAUACAAAUCAGUCUUCAUUUCAGGAAACAGUAUCUUUUUAUACACUACCUAGUAUACUACGCAUUUAAUAAACAAAUUGCAAGACUUUGUUGCAUAACAACAGGUUUACAAACAGGUUGGAAGAACAAAGGAAUGUCAGGUUUCCUAUCUGAUCAGGAAACUGAUAAUUAUCCAACUGUAAAUCAUAACGUAACUAAGGGCAUUAUAAACAAAUAUCUGCUUGUAAAAAAGCCAGCUGACAGCAAACAAUUUGUAUCUUAAUAUUGAACACAUACAUAAAAUGGCAGUAAAAGAUAAAUUUGUGACUAAAGUUUGGUCACAAAAAAAAAAAAGAAAAAAAAAAAAGAAUUAUGCCAG
Messenger RNA from Pecten maximus, 6330 nucleotides. RefSeq names its product dimethylaniline monooxygenase [N-oxide-forming] 2-like. Bases 1185 to 2822 code for a protein of 545 amino acids. The record is from RefSeq and is a predicted model, not a curated record. The transcript is spliced from 3 exons. NCBI's taxonomy places the organism in Eukaryota, Metazoa, Mollusca, Bivalvia, Pectinida, Pectinidae. Gene Ontology annotation, molecular function: N,N-dimethylaniline monooxygenase activity; flavin adenine dinucleotide binding; NADP binding.